This is a messenger RNA of Betta splendens (Siamese fighting fish), 1325 nucleotides long. It is a transcript of the gene tpm4b, whose product is annotated as tropomyosin 4b. Gene Ontology annotation, molecular function: actin filament binding. The record is from RefSeq and is a predicted model, not a curated record. NCBI's taxonomy places the organism in Eukaryota, Metazoa, Chordata, Actinopteri, Anabantiformes, Osphronemidae. Gene Ontology annotation, biological process: actin filament organization; muscle contraction. Bases 230 to 1084 code for a protein of 284 amino acids. Gene Ontology annotation, cellular component: actin filament. The transcript is spliced from 9 exons.
AAACGGUGGGAAAGGGCUGUCACUGGGGACUGGGGCUGUCUCCAAACCCAGUCAAGUUUAAAUCAGUUUGCAUCCUCCUCUCCUCUCCUGUGCUCGCUCGCUCUCAGCUCCCACCUCUCCUCUCUGCAUCUGCCUUCUCUUCCCUUCAACCCCUUUUUUUGAGAGGUCUUCCUCUGAAACAUCAACAUUUACCUUCGCGCAAAUCCGACACCACAAGCUCAGCGUCGCCAUGGAGGCCAUCAAGAAGAAGAUGCAGAUGCUGAAGCUGGACAAGGAGAACGCCAUCGACAGGGCAGAGCAGGCUGAGACAGACCAGAAGGCGGCGGAGGAUAAGUGCAAGCAGUUGGAGGACGAGCUACUGGCUCUGCAGAAGAAACUGAAGGGGACGGAGGAUGAGCUGGACAAGUACUCGGAGGCCCUGAAGGACGCUCAGGAGAAGCUGGAGCUGUCAGAGAAGAAGGCCACAGACGCCGAGGGCGAGGUGGCAUCUCUGAACCGCAGGAUUCAGCUGGUGGAGGAGGAGCUGGACCGCGCUCAGGAGCGCCUGGCCACAGCCCUGCAGAAGCUGGAGGAGGCGGAGAAGGCUGCGGACGAGAGCGAAAGAGGCAUGAAGGUGAUCGAGAACCGAGCCAUGAAGGACGAGGAGAAGAUGGAGAUUCAGGAGAUGCAGCUGAAAGAAGCCAAACACAUCGCCGAGGAGGCCGACCGCAAGUACGAGGAGGUUGCCCGUAAGCUGGUGAUCCUCGAGGGUGAGCUGGAGAGAGCGGAGGAGAGGGCAGAGAUUGCAGAGCUGAAAUGUGGGGACCUGGAGGAGGAGCUGAAGAAUGUCACCAACAACCUGAAGUCUCUAGAGGCCCAGUCUGAUAAGUACUCUGAUAAAGAAGACAAAUACGAGGAGGAGAUAAAAGUCCUGAAUGAUCGGCUGAAGGAGGCGGAAACCCGUGCAGAGUUCGCAGAGAGGACGGUCGCUAAGCUGGAAAAGACCAUAGAUGAUUUAGAAGAGAGCCUAUCGCACGCUAAAGACGAAAAGGCACAAAUGCACCAAGUCCUCGACCAAACGCUGCAGGAGCUCAAUAACUUGUAAGAUGUCGGGAGGAGCAUCAGUCAGUUCAAGUCGCUUUGUAAAAGAUAUUUUUUACAUUCAUUCUGUGAUUUCACGCUUAUUCUUAGUUGUUAAAACACAUGUACUCAUUUUUAUGUAUUUAUGGUUCUUUUCCUUUUCUCUUUUUUAAAUGGUUUGGGGUCUGUGUGAUUUCAGCUUCACUGCUUCUAAUAAAGACCAAACUCUGAAUAUAAAUAAAAUGAUGCAGACAAUUAAAGUUCAA